Molecule: messenger RNA, 2325 nt
Organism: Colossoma macropomum (tambaqui)
Lineage: Eukaryota; Metazoa; Chordata; Actinopteri; Characiformes; Serrasalmidae
Product: nectin-1-like
Exons: 6
Coding region: 853-2325 (490 amino acids)
Biological process (GO): homophilic cell-cell adhesion; protein localization to cell junction; heterophilic cell-cell adhesion
Cellular component (GO): adherens junction
Source: RefSeq, a predicted model, not a curated record
UACACACGCUUAACGAAGCUAUUUCUUCGCCGGCGUCUUAAUCGAAUUUCCGUUCCACCUUAAAUGUGAGGCACCAGAAUGUUACUGCUGCGCCCUUUAAGGUGGAACGGAAGAAUUAGAAUGAGAAGCUGGCGAAGAAGACAAGACCAGCCUCGCGCACACUUGCCUGUUAGCAUCAUGUCAGUUCGCUCAGUUGAACUCCACCUCCUCCUCUACAAGAGCUCUAAUCGCCUUUAGUACCUUCAUCAAGAGAAACACAGGCGAGCUGUAGAGAGAAGACAGUUCGCGACAUUUUGUCUGUUUUAAGGUGGUGUAACUGACCAAUAGAACUUAUUUGGAGCUUUUGUGACUCGUUCGGCUGCGGAGUGAAGAAAGGCAGAGUUUUUGCCGGAGCUACAGUUACCUGACUGGACUAAGAUGUCAAGCCUACAGCAGAGGGAGCGAGCACGGCUAGGCUAACUAUCACCCGGACGUCAAGAAGUAAGUUAUAAGUAGAACAGACCACCACAGCAGAUAUCGUUAGAUGUCGUUGGACUGUGGGUUGUUAUUGGCAUUCAUUUCAGAGGCCUGUUCGCUAAACUGAUUUAUGGUCGAUCCUCUGCCCACGCGCGGCUCUGAAGUUCACAUUUCCAGGCGGGCUCCGAGCAGUUUGUGCGGGACUGUGAGAGAAAACGAGGCUGAGAGUGAACAACGCUGGAGACCCCGUCGGCUUUUUUUUUCUUUCCCGACCGCGAGAGAACUUCUCCCGAUAAAUGGGAAUUUGGACUAUCCCUCAGUUAAUAACUGAACCUGAAGUUCGCCCUCUACCACAUCCACCACUGUGAAUAGUUGAGGUUUCAGAAAAGAGAGGCUAUGAUGACUUUGGCGUUGGUGUUUGCUCUAAUGACUGCCCUCCUGGUGCCAGUUGGCAGUGGUCAGAUGGUGAAGAUGGACAGUGACAGGUCAGGCUAUGUGGGCUCACAGGUGGAGCUGCGCUGCGAGUUUGUCAACAGUAACCCACCUGUAAAGAUCUCCCAGGUCACUUGGCAGAAGUUCCUCAAUGGAACCAAGCAGAACGUGGCCAUUGCCAACCCUGCCCUGGGUGUGUCUGUGCUGCCGCCUUUCAAAGAGCGUGUGAGAUUCAAGAACCCGGCAGUGCGCCAAAGAACUCCUUCCCUGGAGGACACCACUAUCAUCUUCAAUAACCUGAGACUGUCCGAUGAGGCUGCAUACAUCUGCGAGUAUACCACCUUCCCUGCUGGCAACAGAGAGAGCAUGGUCAACCUCACUGUUUAUGCUCGACCAAUGGUCCAGAUGAGUCUGUCCACACCCACAAUAGUGGCAGGAUCUAAAGACCUGAAAAUGACUGUGGCCACAUGUAUCUCAGCCAAUGGGAAGCCACCCAGUGUGAUCACGUGGGACACUGAGUUAAAUGGUGAAGCAAACACUGAGGAGAUUCGUAAUAUUGAUGGAACGAUCACAGUGCGUAGUGACUACAUAGUGGUGCCUAGUCGAGAAACGCAUCAGCAGCGGCUCACCUGUAUCUCCACCUACAAUGAUGAACAGUACACAGACAGCGUUACCCUAAACAUACAGUAUGAGCCAGAGGUCAUCAUUGAGGGCUUUGAUGGAAACUGGUACAUAAACCGAGACAAUGUUCAGCUGACCUGCCUCGCUGAUGCUAACCCUGCCAUCUCUUUGUUUCAGUGGAGAUAUCUGAAUGGCUCCAUGCCAAAUUCAGUGGAGCUCCGUGAUGAUACACUGAUCUUCAAAGGUCCUGUAACUUAUGAGAUAGCAGGCACAUAUGUCUGUGAUGCCACCAACAGCAUUGGAACAGGCUCAGCAUCAGUAGAAGUCACUGUAUCAGAAUUCCCUAGCUUCUCCCACGACAUGUCUCAGGAGCAGCAGCGAGCUGGCGCUGCCAUUGGUGGAGCUGUUGUGUGUGGCACAGUUCUCCUGGCAGCCAUCACACUGCUGGCAGUCUUCUUCCACCGCCAGAGACGCACUUUCAAAGGAGAUUACAGUACCAAGAAACAGGUCCUGGGAAAUGGUUUCGGAAAAGCUGGCAGCCUUCCUCCAUGCCCCUCUUUUCCUCAGAGCCUGACCUAUCCUGAGGACUCAAACGAUGAGAAGAAGCCAGAAGUUUAUGGGGGCGAAAGUGUUCAGGAGUUCCAUGGUUACCCUGACAACAGGAUGAAAGCCUACAGCACGGUGGAGGAUAGUCAGAGAUGCAGAUAUGAUGAACAGAGUUAUCUGUAUGACUAUGGAUCCGAAGUGGAGAUCUCUGUGGACAUGGUUCCUCAGAUGGACGGUUCUGUUAUCUCCAAAGAAGAGUGGUAUGUGUGA